GCGGCACCCUUGUUCGUAGGUACCUGCCCAGCCGGUGGAGGCGAGAGAAGUUACCCGGGCGCUUGGUAGUACACUUGACAUGACAGACCCAGAUAUUCUCACUGAAGUCCCAGCCACUCUGAAACGUCUUGCCAAGUAUGUGGUACGUGGUUUCUAUGGUACGGAGCAUGCUUUGGCCCUUGACAUUCUAAUUCGGAAUCCAUGUGUGAAAGAGGAGGACAUGUUGGAGUUGCUCAAGUUUGAUCGGAAGCAGCUCCGAGCUAUUCUCAACACUCUAAAGGGUGACAAGUUCAUCAAAUGCAGGAUGAGAGUGGAGACAGCACCAGAUGGCAAGACUACCCGGCACAACUUCUAUUUUAUCAAUUAUCGUCUUCUGGUCAAUGUGGUUAAGUACAAGUUAGACCACAUGAGAAGGAGGAUUGAGACUGAUGAAAGAGAUUCCACCAACCGAGCCUCCUUCAGAUGUCCCAUUUGUUGCAGCACCUUCACAGACUUGGAGGCAAAUCAGUUGUUUGAUCCAAUGACAGGAAUUUUUCGCUGUACUUUUUGUGAGACCGAAGUGGAGGAAGAUGAGUCAGCAAUGCCCAAAAAGGAUGCGCGGACACUUGUGGCACGGUUUAAUGAACAAAUAGAGCCUAUCUAUGCACUGCUCCGUGAAACUGAGGAUGUCAACCUAGCCUAUGAACUACUUGAACCUGAGCCUAUGGAGAUUCUUGCACUGAAGCAGAGCAAGGAGCGGACCAUUGGUGCAUUGGGAAACAGUGGUUUAUCAAGUGGGCCACACAGAGAAGCCUGGGCCAGUAAGGGACCCUCUUAUGAGGACUUGUAUACACAGAAUGUAAUCAUCAGCAUGGAGGACCGGGAAGAUCUGCAUCAGCCAACAAACGAAGGGAAGCCACCCAGAGAGAGACCGAUUUGGCUGCGGGAGAGCACUGUGCAAGGUGCUUUUGAUCCUGAUGAGGUCAAAGAAGGUGGUCAAGACACAGAUAUGUUACAUGAAGGAGAAGAGGGUCAGGCUGCCUUAGAUAAUAAUGAGGAGGUUAUGCGUGCUCUGCUUAUCCAUGAAAAGAAAACCACCUCGGCCUCUGUGGCUGCCAUGGGAGGGAUUACUCCACUGCCUAACACCAAUGCCAGUGAUUCUGAGAGUGAGACAAGUGAAUCAGAUGAGGACUCCCCCCUACAUGGUGGAGCCACUGCGGCUACAACUCUUUAUGGCCUGACUGAAGAUGAUGAUGACGACGAGUUUGAGGUAGUGACAGAGGACCCCACUGUCAUGGUGGCAGGAUGCCCAUUUUCUUACAGUCAGGUAAACCAGCGGCCUGAGCUGGUGGCGCAGAUGACUGUAGAGGAGAAAGAACAGUAUAUAGCUAUGGGCCAGCGUAUGUUUGAGGACAUGUUUGACUAGCAUCCUUCUGCCUGGGUGGAAUGUAUACAUUAUCUUCAACUGGAAUAGAGCAAAAACCUGAAUUAUAGGGCCCCCUUUUUCAUUGAAUUCAGUCAUUCUUUACAGCCAAACAGAGAAACUCACUUAAAGUUUCCAAAGAUUAGAAAAGAGGUGGCUAGCCUUUAAGUGGUAGUACAGCCCUCCAAAUGUGUUAGACUACAACUUGCAUCAUCUCCGAACAUUUGCCAUGCUAAGAUUUGUAGUCCAAAACACCUGCAGCUUUGGGGAAGUAUACUGUGUAUAGUAUUGUAUAGUAUAGUAUACUGUUUAUUAAUAUGUAAGAGCUUGCAUGGAAAUGUAAAUGCAGUCUCGCAUGCAUGCAUGCACAGUCUCUUCUGUGCUUUAUCUGCGCAUUUCUAGAACCUGUUCAUUGUCUUUUAUUUAGUUGUUUGUUUUGAUCUUAGCGAUCUGAAUGUUCCUUUGGUUGGAGGUUUUGUUUUUUUGUUUUUUGUUUGGUCUUGUAAGAGGUUACAGAAGGCAUAAUCUUGAGUUUCCUAGAUUGUGAGAGUGACUGUUAGUAGAACUUCUGAAAAUAAUAUAUGAAAAUUGCUGUUCCACAACUGAAUGUGAUCUGGUCAUAAAUAUGUAUUGCCUUGCAAGCAUGGUAAAUAUGUGGAGAUCUUUUUUUUCCUACUUUCCAGACUAAGAGGAUAUUUAUAUUGCCCUCCGUGUAUCCAUUUCCACAAGAAAGAAAAUUUGUAACCACAGUGAACAUAUGUACAAUCAUGUUAACCACAGACUAUUUGGCCACCACGGUGUUUGAAAAUAGGUUUUUUGGAGAGGAAGGUACACUGGAGACAAGGAGACAGUUCGGUUAUUGUAGAAUGUGUCUCAAAGAAUAUCCUCUUACAGAGCCCUGGUAAAGUAAUCUUGCAAAAUGUGUUUUUCAUUCAGUAUAUGUCAGUGUCACAUCUUGUGGCUAACAUGACCAAAUUCCUGGCUUCAUGUAAUCACUUAACCUGCAAUGCUAUAAUUUUCAAAUGAAAGGACUUGAUUUUCAAAUGUAACUUGACUCUAAUUCUUGCACUUCUUCCAGAAUAGCUCUUAUGUUUCCCAUUGGUGGAUUUAACCACAGAUUAAAUUUGAGCCACAGCUUAGCCUCCAGAAAGAUUGGAGCCAAACUGUCCAUGUCACACAGUCCAUGUUGAACAAAUCCUUGUCCUCUGCAUAGACCUACUACAAAAGUACUAGGAAGGCAUUUGGACUGCCCUUUUCCAUUUCUGGACUUUAUGUGGAAGAAUGCAUUUGCCAUUAAUUAAAACUGACAUCCAAGUAACUUUGAGGGAGGUAUUUUUCAGUGCAAACAAAAGAGUUGUAGCAUUUUUAGAUGAUUAUGUAGAAUUUUGCAGCAUGCAAGUAUUUUGCAUGGCACACUAUUUUAGUAUUUCCAGCAACAUCCCACAUGAGCAAACUAUUUGGUAAUGUUUUAUGCUUUAAAAACAUGCAUAGUUUUUUAAAAAAUCAUUGUAUCUUAUUGGUUUUCAUGGUAGAGUAGUAAAACAAUUGUGUAUUUUUACACUAUCAUUUCCAUUCCGCAUUCUGUUUUAAUUGGUACUGUAAAUGAUAAAACUCCAGUUUAUUGACCAUGUAUGCUUUCUUACACCUGUAAGGUUUCUUUUAUGAAUUUAUUUUCAAAGCCUUUGAUAGAUACGCUUAAAUUUGUUUCUUCUAUCUUAAAAUAAAAAGAAACAAAUAAUACGAUGCUUCAAUCCAAGAAUUUCACUGA
Molecule: messenger RNA, 3170 nt
Organism: Varanus komodoensis (Komodo dragon)
Lineage: Eukaryota; Metazoa; Chordata; Lepidosauria; Squamata; Varanidae
Gene: GTF2E1
Product: general transcription factor IIE subunit 1
Exons: 5
Coding region: 80-1405 (441 amino acids)
Biological process (GO): transcription open complex formation at RNA polymerase II promoter; transcription initiation at RNA polymerase II promoter
Cellular component (GO): transcription factor TFIIE complex
Source: RefSeq, a predicted model, not a curated record